Molecule: messenger RNA, 1988 nt
Organism: Elephantulus edwardii (Cape elephant shrew)
Lineage: Eukaryota; Metazoa; Chordata; Mammalia; Macroscelidea; Macroscelididae
Gene: STAM2
Product: signal transducing adaptor molecule (SH3 domain and ITAM motif) 2
Exons: 14
Coding region: 108-1679 (523 amino acids)
Biological process (GO): signal transduction
Cellular component (GO): endocytic vesicle
Molecular function (GO): ubiquitin binding; phosphatidylinositol binding
Source: RefSeq, a predicted model, not a curated record
GGCGGCCAGAGAGGAGCAGUCUAGGAAGCCGCGGCCGUGGAUCUCGGAGCUGGCAUUGGCUCCUGAGAUAGACAGAUAGUAGCGACCAGGGCUCCGGGGCCGGCGAGAUGCCUCUGUUCACUGCCAACCCUUUCGAACAAGAUGUAGAAAAGGCCACGAAUGAGUACAACACUACAGAAGAUUGGGGCCUUAUUAUGGACAUAUGUGACAAAGUUGGAAGCACUCCUAAUGGAGCAAAAGAUUGCUUAAAAGCCAUAAUGAAAAGGGUAAACCAUAAAGUUCCUCACGUUGCUCUGCAAGCAUUAACUCUUCUUGGGGCUUGUGUGGCAAACUGUGGAAAGAUAUUUCACUUAGAAGUAUGUUCCCGAGAUUUUGCAACAGAAGUGCGUGCUGUAAUAAAAAAUAAGGCCCAUCCUAAAGUUUGUGAAAAACUGAAAUCUUUAAUGGUGGAAUGGUCAGAAGAAUUUCAGAAGGAUCCUCAAUUUAGUCUCAUAUCUGCAACUAUUAAAUCUAUGAAAGAAGAAGGAAUUACUUUUCCUUCUGCAAGUUCACAGACUGUCUCAGCUGCCAGGAAUGGCACAUCAGUGAACAAAAACAAAGAAGAUGAAGACAUAGCUAAAGCUAUUGAAUUGUCAUUGCAAGAGCAGAAGCAGCAGCACACAGAAACAAAGUCCUUAUAUCCAUCUGCAGAAAUUCAGUUAAACAGUAAGGUUGCAAGGAAAGUGAGAGCUUUGUAUGAUUUUGAAGCCGUGGAGGACAAUGAACUCACUUUUAAACAUGGUGAAAUUAUUAUUGUCUUGGAUGAUAGUGAUGCCAACUGGUGGAAAGGAGAAAAUCACAGAGGAGUAGGACUCUUUCCAUCCAAUUUUGUAACAACUAAUUUAAACCUGGAGUCUGAGGCAGCGGCCGUGGACAAAUUGAAUGUAAUCGAUGACGAUGUGGAGGAAGUUAUAACAGAGCCUGAACCUGUUUGUAUAGAUGAGGAUAAGAUGGAUAGAGCUUUGCAGGUACUCCAAAGUAUAGAUCCAACAGAUUCAAAACCAGAUUCCCAAGACCUCUUGGACUUAGAAGAUAUCUGUCAACAGAUGGGUCCAAUGAUAGAUGAAAAACUUGAAGAGAUUGAUAGGAAGCAUUCAGAACUGUCUGAGUUGAAUGUUAAAGUCAUGGAAGCCCUGGAACUGUAUAACAAAUUGAUGAAUGAGUCUCCAGUGUAUCCAGUCUAUUCAAAGCUCCACACUCCAGCACAUUACCCACCUGCGUCAGCUGGGGUUCCAGUGCAGCCAUACCCAGUUCAGUCACAUGGUGGAAACUAUGUGGGUCAAGGCAUUCACCAAGUCACUGUCGCCCAGAAUUACAGCCUAGGACCAGAUCCCAUGGGCCCAAUGAGAUCUCUGCCUCCGAGUGUGACUUCCUCUGUGACAGCGCAACCUGUGCAAACUCCGUAUUUAAGCACUGGUCAAGACACUGUUUCCAAUCCCACGUACAUGACCCAGAACUCUAAUCUUCAAUCAGCUCCCGGUACAGCGGCUUACACACAGCAGAUGGCGAUGUCUGUGGAGAUGCCAUCUUAUCAGAACACUACUUCCAGUUUGCCACAAGUGGCGGGCUUUCCACUGGCCGUUCCAGCCCAUUCCAUUGCACAGCAGCAGACGAAUUACCAUCAGCAGCCUCUCCUGUAGAAACAAACCAGGCAUUUUCCUGAAAGCAUUCUCAAGUGUGUUAUUCAGUCCUUUGUUUUUCGUCUGAAAAUAUUAAAAGAAAAAAAAUAUAAUCUCUCAACUCAAAGGACCAUGAAUAAAGCACAAAAGCCUAUCUUAAUUCUACUAAGGCCAUAAAAGGGUUGUUUCUUUUUGUUUUUGGGGGUUUUUGUUUUUUUUAGUCCAAUUUCUUUGAAAUCAAAGUUCUGAUCAACGAUGCUUCUAGUUAGUUUUGUCUUGUUUUAAAAUGCCUCCUCAUAAAUCUGGACACCAAUAAGUACUAAACAGCUA